UCCUCAUGCUCUGAAGUGUGAUAAUAAUUUAGUACCCAGGUUACAAACACGGCAGAGGUUUACUCUGACCUACUGCAGGUUGGACACUAGCAACAGGGCAUGUUUUCCGCAGUUUCUUGAAGUCAACGCCCAUAGCUCUUAGCUCUCCAUGAAGAUCGGACAGCACUUUGAACAGGUGUUUGGCGACCUGUUGACUAGUACGUUUAGUCGCGGUAUGUGUUGGUCCUGUCAUCGUACAAACGCUUUGUUGUGCAGAUCCACACUGUAACGAGAAGGAGAGGAAUCGUUAAAGGGUUAAACUUGAACCGGUGCCUCUUUUGCAGUACAGGAAGCCGAGCAGUAAAAGAUGAGUUGACUCACGAAAAGUUAUUUUUGGUAACCUUAUAACUGACUUAGAAUAAUAUCUUUAAGCAAAAGAACAAAAAACUGGAAAUGUUGAUUAUACUUGAUGACCAUGCAUUUUUCUAUUGUAGAAAUUUCAACUUACAGGUGAGAUGGCUUGCUGGGCUCUAUGAAGCUGAGCGUAAAGAUCUUUAAUUUGAAAGUCGAUUUCGGUCAGCUUUCUAAUCACGUUGUCUCUUGCCUUUGUCUUAGGGAGGGUACUGUAGGCAGUCUUCGCCUUGCGAAUCUUUUCGUGGAAGCAUUUUAACUUGGAAAGUUUGAAUGACUGGACAAGUCUUCUAUCGAUCUGCCUGCCAGGAAGAAGUCGUUCCAAACCUUUCGAAAUAUCAUCCAAUGACUUGCUUCUUGUUUGUCGUUUGCCAGUAAUUUGCGGCCCAAUGACAAAGUUCCUGUGAUUAAUUGCGUCCUUUUCAAUCCUUUGAGCCUGCAAAUGUCCGUAGUAUCCCGGGAACCGAAAACUGUGCGUCUGUAAAGAGUUAGAUCGCUGCCCUCCUGACUUGGAACAAACAGAGAAAAGAAAUCUUGAACCAUCGCUCAUAAUGGAGGUAACAACAUCCCAAGGGUACUCGUGCACAAUCUCGUCUGGUUCACCAAAGUGAUYAGGUAGGAAGAUCUGGAUCCCUCGUUGUGAAAUAGMAAGAAUGAAUUCCUUAUCGUUCAAAUCAACUGCMUCUUUGUAURUGAAMGCACCGUAGCCAAAUACACUGAUGCUAAGAUUAAGGUAUUCUAUAAGAGCCUCAUCWYUUGUCAUUSCAUGRUGAUUCUUAUGCAUGUAAGUCACCUUUCGUUCAUACGCUGCAGCGCUAACUUCACCAUCUGARUUGAGUGAUGAUKGCGCUGAAUARAAAUKAGAACCAAGUUUUGAUUCAAGGUAUCCACGAUUGUGUUUCUUUGUGUUGAAAUCACCUAAAAUAGCUUGUGCAAAGUAGCUGUCAAGAAUUGCAUGUUCUUGGAUUGAUGUACGAAGCUUGCCAUGAAGAAACAAGUACUUGAUUUGAUAUACGACAUGUUUGAGGAAGAUUGGGUCUUCUAUCACAUCAUUGAUUGAUUUGGGAAACACUUUGAUGGCAAAUUGAAAAACUGCUGUGAUUGUUAAAGAUGACUUAAUGGUUUCUUCAAGAUGAAGCCAACUUGGUUUGGCAUCUUCACUGUUGAYGUACUUUAUACCAAAGUACUUUCGAUACAGAGGCGAUAUCUUGGCUUGAUCGCAGACUUUUUCAAACAAUUCAGAGCACAAGACUUUCUUCCUGUCGAAUUUAAUAGCAAGUUCACUAUUAUCGAGUAGAACAACCUUAAAAGUAACUGAUCGUGAACGAAGUGACGUGCCGGGRACGUUGAUACGGUAUUUCAUUGCUGUUCUUCCUGGCAGCACACYAUCAAUUCCAAGGUAUUGUAAUAUAUAUAUAUCGUGGUAGCUUUCCAUCUCAUAUUUAUACACCUUUCUGAUAACGUUAGCUGACCAAAUAAGUAUAAUAGAACUAAAGAACUAUUGAUAGUCGAUCAGUCUUAUCCGUUCGUAAUCCUAGCCCACAAUCCUUUAGAUUUGUCUAUUGUUUUUACACUGUUUUAUGACAAUAGCGGAAUCUAGUUUCUUUGCACUUGUUUUACACGCAAUGMCAUUAUUAGAAUCACRUUCUGCGAACUGCAUGCAACAAAAACGGUCGAUAUGAAAACAAAAAGUUGCUGACAUACUUUUAGAAAUAUCUUUUUAUAAACUUUCUCCGUGCAACAGGUCAUUCCGUUAUCAAGGACCGUAGAGACUUWAAUAAAACGUGAAAACCAAACACGCAAUCUCUUUAAUGACGUUUCGGUUCAUUUGAGUAAACAUCMCUAAGAACUCAGAUUGCGCACGGAUAUAGCCUAAAAUAUUGACUAUUGACUGAAUUAUAUGAUAUUUGAAAUAACGGCAUAACUAUAUUACUCAAAUACUGUUACAUUAAGAUGGUAAAUGAUGAGCUGAAAGGGUUAGACAAACAAUGAGGACAACUAACUCCUUUCAAAUCCAAGCUGAAGAUCCUUGCGARAGACGUGAGCAAUUGCCGUYACGAUGAUGUCAAUCUUGUAAAUCUUGCAUGACGUUAAAACACCGUGACAAACUAUAUGACACGUAUSAUUCCUUUAAACAGAUUAAUAAUGAUUAUAAGUUUACUUUUCUUACUAUGCAAUCUUUAUCUUUUAACACUCCUUCAAUUAGGUCAUUACGCAUGCUCCGAAUAAGUUCAAUCAGACUGAUCKCCCACAUGGAAGAAGUUCUUGAAUUUACGAAUAUCAAAUGACCAUGGGUUUGAAACUGAUUCUAUACGCAAACCAGCUUGAUAGUUUCUCUGUAACUGGCCGGCCGAGAAGAGGAGAAUUAAGAAAGAGUAGAGUUCGACAGGAGUGUAUGAUAAAGAAGGGGUUUCUCUCUUCCCAGGCUGCAAUAUAUUAGACUAUCUUAGUUUAUUUUAAUCCAAUURUUGUUUUAAAUCAAUACCUUUGGAGUGAAUUAUAAUGUUUUUAAGGCGUACCGAUCUGCUAUUUAUACUGAUAAGAGCUUUCCACUAUUAUUCCGAGUCAUUCUUAUGAUAAUUGUGAAACCAAAAACUGUACUGACAUCGCCUUGAGAGAUCUGUGUUCUUUGUCCAGCAAUACAUGCAAGUACGCCUUAAUGCCAUGCUUCAGAGGAUCAAUACAAAAGCUGCAUACUAUUUUUAGUUCAAUUCUUAUGUACCAAAGCGCAGUUGUUCUUCCUGAACAAAACAGAUCGAGCCGCCGUAACCUGGAGAGUUAAGAUGGCUGAUUCAGCUUUCAUCAGUCUUGACUUCCGUACUGCCUCGCAUGAAGUCAAUAAACAACAGGUUACAACAGCAGGUGAAGAUGAAGAGAACAAGYUCUUGGACGCCAUAGCUCACGAAGAUUUAGAUGAAGUUCGCUUGUUUUUCAAAAGUCAUCCACAAUUUGGUGAGCAAGUGGAACGUGGUCAUCAACGCAAAGCACUUCAACUGGCAAUAGAGAGCAACYUUCCAGAGAUAUUAGAACUUUUACUGCAAAACAAUUUCAAUGUCGGCAGUUUCUUAUUCACAGCGGUAAGAGAAGGAUCCAAAGAAUGCGUGGAAAUAAUUCUACCUUAUAUUAGACACGACGACCAGGGACCAGAAACCAUCUCAUCAGGAUUGUUYGUCAGUCCCUUAAUGCUUGCAGUCCAUUUGGACCACUAUGAUAUCAUAGAAUUAUUCGUGGAGAAAGGUUAUAAAGUUCACCUUGACGAAGACCAAAACACAGGCUCCUCGUUAUUUCUCAAUCACCAUGAUGACGAGGUCGUGGAUGGACAGCUAGAGUUGCGUAAACAUCGCGUUCUUUUGUCAUCCUUGAAACGAAUCCACACCUAUCGCGCUCUAGCCAGCCCGCUUUACAUUGCCUACUCGUACUUAAAUAACGACGAUCCACACCCAUUGUUCCAAAUAUUCCAACUAAACAACCUUCUCAAAGAACAAGGUGGAAUUGAUUUCGAGUUCAAGCAAGACUACAAAAACUUGUCGAAAAAGCUACAGGAGUUUGCRGUUGAUUUGUUAGAACAAUGUCGUACAGUUCGUGAAAUAGAAAUGAUGACAGACGUCAAUCACGAAUUUCAGGAAGAACUGAAAAAAACGCAAAAAAAAUACGUGGAAGUUAAGUCAGAAGGAGCAGAGGAACUGAUCGUUAUGAAUCUUGCUAUACGCAGUGGUAACGUUGAGUUGGUAGCACAUCCAUACAGUCAACUACGUUUGAACGAAGUCUUAUACCGAAACAUAUAUAMAAUAUYCCCCUAUGAAACGUCAUGGCGACAGCGUGGUUUGCUCAGCAGGACCUGGUUCUCCUUGCGCCACACCCUUUUGCUGCCAUUCUUGACGUUACUCUUCGUUUUCUGUCCUGRCUCCAAGAUCGGCAAAGGAAUGAGAAGUCCAGUGGURAAGUAUCUGAGUCAUACCGGAUCAUUCUGCAUGUUUGUUGUUCUGUUAAUGCUUGCGUCUUUCCAAGAUAAGUUCAACAUGAGCAUCGCUGAGCCCACGAUCUUAGACUGGCAGAUCCUGGUCUGGGUAUUUGGUCUUGUUGUCCAGGAAAUUAAAGAGUUUUAUCUCCAAGGUUUUCGUCGAUACGUCAAUCAAUGGUGGAACAUGAUUUCGUGCUUAAUGCUUCUCCUCUUUGUAGUUUCUUACCUUCUCUCCAUYACAGCCUACGUCUUCUCACAAACUAGUCGUGAUUCUGKAGUAUUUGACACCAUCGACUUUACCCUAAGUGCCUGGUAUAAAAUGACGCUGGUUGCCAAUGGCUUGUUUUCUGUGGCCAUKGUCUUGAGUUUUGUACACCUUUCAAGUGCAUUCCAAGUGAGCGCUAUCUUUGGUCCAAUGCAACUGUCGCUGUACAAGAUCCUUGUCGACGUGUUUAAGUUUUUGAUAUUUUUCUUUACCUUGUUCAUGGCUUAUGGCUUCAGUUUAAGGCGAUUAUACUCACACUACAUCAACACACAAAAUCAUCUCCACCGUGCUGUCCAGACAGGGAUCUAUAACACAACCAAGUCRCCGGAUACYGAACAUGCCUUUUCAAACGUGUAUCACAGUCUCUACAGCUUGUUCUGGGCCGUUUUUGGAAUGACUGACGUUAGUCAAUUUGCAACCAAAGACAAAGACUUCCAGAUAACAGAGAUAACUGGCGAGGUGCUGUUUGGUUCUUUCCAGAUCCUGAUGGUAAUCAUCGCUGUGAACAUGUUGAUUGCCAUGAUGUCCAGAUCCUAUGAAGAUGUCGCGGAUAAUGCUCAUAGUCAAUGGAGAAUGUCACGAACCAAGAUGUGGAUGAACUGGGUUGAUAAAGGAAAUGUUAUUCCUCCUCCUUUCAAYAUCUUCCCCAGCAUCAAAGUAGUUGUAAAGUCAUUCUUCUAUGUUUUGGGAUGGCUAAAGAGACGUUGUGUCUGCGGACCAAACAGAGUAAGUUUCAUUUCAAGUUGA
This is a messenger RNA of Exaiptasia diaphana, 5363 nucleotides long. RefSeq names its product short transient receptor potential channel 5. Lineage: Eukaryota; Metazoa; Cnidaria; Anthozoa; Actiniaria; Aiptasiidae. The record is from RefSeq and is a predicted model, not a curated record. Gene Ontology annotation, biological process: manganese ion transport; regulation of cytosolic calcium ion concentration; calcium ion transmembrane transport. Gene Ontology annotation, cellular component: cation channel complex; membrane. The transcript has 6 exons. Gene Ontology annotation, molecular function: protein binding; store-operated calcium channel activity; inositol 1,4,5 trisphosphate binding. The coding region runs from base 3174 to 5363 and encodes 729 amino acids.